This is a messenger RNA of Marasmius oreades (fairy-ring Marasmius), 2812 nucleotides long. RefSeq lists its product as uncharacterized. NCBI's taxonomy places the organism in Eukaryota, Fungi, Basidiomycota, Agaricomycetes, Agaricales, Marasmiaceae. The coding region runs from base 201 to 2720 and encodes 839 amino acids. The transcript is spliced from 5 exons. The record is from RefSeq and is a predicted model, not a curated record.
UGUUGAGUGACGCCACCACGCGCGACCACACACUGCACGUGUCCGCGCCCAACGUUCUAUCUCAUAUUGUACCUGCUCAAGACACUAUAAAACAACUUGAAUGGAACAGCGUGUCCCUGAACUCCGUGUCCAGCGCUGUGACCUCUUCUUAUUACUUCUUCUUCCGCACCCCAUCUAUGUUCAGGCGACAUCCAUGAGGCAUGAGCUUCACAAAAAGCAGCAACCUUCGAGUCGUGGAUAGUGCCAUCAGCUAUAUUCGGGGAGACAAGAAUGUCACACAUAUCGGUGAUAAAUACUAUCAGGAUUCCUCGAGAAAUAAUUCGGGCCUUGCCACGUUGUCAAGCCAAGUCGCAUUCAGCGCGCUCCAUGAUUCGGAGGCUCGCUAUCCUCAGCCUAAUGUUCUUCCUGGCACUCGGGGAGGAAUCAUCGAGACACUGAGUCGUUGGUGCGAGGAUCCUUUCAAGAGGAAUAGAGUGUAUUGGAUCAGUGGUGCUGCUGGAGUCGGGAAGUCGGCGAUUGCACAGGCACUUUCUGAAAAGUACAUUCAAACCGGACAACUAGCAGCCUCAUUCUUCUUCUCGAGGAACGAUGCCACUAGGGACAAACUCGAUCCGUUCGUUGCUACCAUUGCCCACCAGCUUGCGACCUCCAACAAUCUUAAAUCUCUUCUAGCACCCCUUAUCGAUCAUACCAUCCACUCGUCACCAGGGAGUUUACAUAAACAGUGGGAAACUCAGUUUACAACAUUGAUAGAGGAACCGUGUGCUCAGGUGGACCCAAGGCAAUGGUUACGACUUCCACGACUCGUCAUCAUCGAUGGCGUCGACGAGUGCAUCGAAGUAAAGUCACAGAAGAGACUUCUCCGGAUGAUUGGAAACUCGACUUCUACUCUUCCCCUCGACUUCCUGAUAUUCAGCCGGCCAGAACCACAUAUUUCGCAAAUAUUUCAUCACGAGUCUUUCAUUCCCAGUCCAUCUCGCUUGGCCCUGGGUGAUUUUGCCGUCUGGAAUGAUAUCGAAAGAUAUUUCCGACAUGAAUUUGCUCGUAUCCGGGAGGAGCACUGGCACAAACUACCAAGUUCACAGGCUUCGUGGCCUGGUGAAUUCGUGAUACAUCAGUUGCUAUGCAAGGCUACAGGGCAGUUCAUAUAUGCAACCACGGUGAUGAAGUUUAUCGAUACCGGAAAAUUACCAGUGACACCUGGGUUGCGGUUAGAGAUCAUACUUCGUGCUGGGCGAAUAGUGGAUUCUUCGUCUCCAUAUCCCGACCUGGACCAGUUAUAUUCACAAAUCCUAAAACUAUGUAUCAAUGAAGGUGGGAAGCUCCAGAAGAUUUUACGGUUGAUAGUGAGCCCUUUUGAGGGGCUUAACGUCUUGAAGUCACCGUUUCGGCUACGGGACUCGCCUGCCGUUGGCUUGCAAAGCUUAUGGGCCCUCGAACAACUUCUGGGCUUAAGUGAAGGCGAGGCCGCUGCCUUCUUGUCUGGAUUACAUUCGAUCCUCGACGUCCCCUCAGUUCGAACAGACAACGUAGCCGUUUUGCAUGCGUCCUUUUCAGAAUUUCUCCUCGACCGACACCGUGCAGGUGUGUACUAUGUAGGCGAACAACUUUCCUCCCAGGAGUGGAACCAGUUACUCGUCCCGUGGCAAGUUCGAACGCUUUCCCGAUUUUGCAUUGAAUCCGAAAGUUGGCCUGUGCAUUCUCAGGACCAUCCCAUCAACGGCAUUCACGAUGUUGAUAAUGGUUCACUCAAUGUUUGGAAAUAUCUGUACGACAAUCGGACGACCAUCGCUAUCAACGAUGAGAUUGCAGCGGCUCUUAAUGCAUUCGAUCCACACCUUUAUCUCGCUACGUUACUUCACUGGACUUAUGAACUUGAUCCACUAGUGCAAAGAACUCAACCGCCUUCUUCGACCAUCCGAGCUCCCAUCCGAGCUCCAAAGCUAGGAUCAAUAAGUCUCCCCCCCCGAAACGCCACGGUGUCGCGACAGGGUGGAAAGUCCCGGGACUGGAGACAUCAAACGUUAUCAGUGCAUGCUCAGAUAAGCAUGCUCUACAGUGUUUUUCGAAUGUUGAAGAAAUUGAAUAAACCAUCUCGUCGUUCCCUCCAAAGAUUUUUCAAAAGAUGCAAAUCUUUAUUUCGCGGUUUCUACGUCUCAUUCCCUGGAGAUCAGGACCAUGAGUCCAUACAAUACACCCUCCUUGCAUGCCAACUGUCCUUCCCCAAACUCUAUCAUCAACUUCCUGACUCUGGUGCUGUGUCCCAUAUCGCAUAUUUGAAGCCGAUUCUAGGUCACUUAGACGUGUCAUUGAGGGUGGUGUCUCUGGAUAAUGAUGAUGGACGACCACCGACGGUUCCAGCCAAAUGGGAAGUCAAAUAUAUUGAUCCAUCGGAAGGACGACUUUUUCGCAAGCUCCUUGAACUCCUCAUCGAUGACCAGGUCUGGAAAGAAUCAGAAAUAAACUUUGGUGUCAUGGACGUUUUUGCUACAUUUGAGAUUGAAGACUGGAGCCGUAAGCUUGCUCAGCUGAGUUGGAAAAAGACAUGGAGAACGUAUUUGAUCGGCAAGCUUGCUCAGACAGCACAGGGGAAACGGGUGAAAAGUAGGGCGGUGGUCUUCGAACGCGAACAGCAUGGACAGGGGACGGUUGUACCGAAAUACUCUAACGCAGACGUCACUAAUCCAGGAGAUAGUGAUAGAUAUUACAUAGAUACUUAGUGAUAAAUGAUAUUCCUAUGUAAUGGUAGGUGGGGAACGAGGUGAGUUCCCCACUCACGCAGCUACAGCACUUUUGCGGAACGGCGUUGGGC